UGGGUAAGCAAACAGGUAGGUAGGUAGGUAGGUAAGCGCGUAUAUGUAACCACAGGAAGAGAAUACUUUCACUGCCAGAGUGCGGCUGGAAGUCUUAAGAAGGACAAGAAGACUAGGCUGGAAUGAACGAUUGACAAGGAUGGUGAGAGUGAAAUGGAUGGAGGUAUAUCGGUGCAGUACUGUACCGCUCUUCCGACUAUUAUUACCGACUUCAUAGCGGACACUCGACUGUCGUCGCGUUACCUGGCGAACUUCCAGUACCCAGAGAAUCCUUCCGGUAAAGUUUUAGCGGUAACAAAAUCCUUAUUGUGAACAAUAAGAAUCCUCGUGAUAAAGUUUAAAAUCGGAAUCGUCAUUAGUUCUGCAGUUUUUUUUAUGUGUAAAAAAUACUUAGAAUAAUCAUUGAAUAGCUAUUUAUUUAUCGGGCAGUGACAGUGUUGGUGCAAUCUUGAUCGCAGAAGAAUACGAGUAUCAUCAAAACAUGGAUAUAUUAAGAAAACGAUAAGAAUACACAGAUUUUGAUUAAACAUAAUGUGUUAUAUGUAUGCAAUGUGGUAAUGCUUCUAUUCUGGAAUCAUGCAAAGAUUGUUAUAAAAACUUCGUUUACAUGAUUAUGAAUUCAAUGAAGUUGAUUAUACAAGAAUGCGAUAGAUACACUGAACUGUGUACAUACUCAUCAAAUAGCAUUAAUGCUCCCGUAUAGUACUGCAAAAAGUACUAUCUCAAUCAUUUUCAUCAUUAUGUGCCAAAGAGGAAGUCUUCGAGGUCUUUGAAAGAAUCAUAAUACACAUAGCGUAUUGCUCACUGGAAGUUACGAAAGUGGAAUUAUCUUAUUACGAUUACAGAACAAAGCAGUAAUGGAAAUAAUUAAUCGAAAUCAAUGGAAACACAAUGAAAAGUAUAAACAUCGACGUAUCCUUCAAUAUUCAUGAGACUAAAAUGAUUGGCAUAGAAGCUUUAUUACAACAUCCAUACCAAGUAAUUGAACAAUGGAGUUCAAUGAGAUAGCAAAAUUAAUCUAAAGAUACUAAAAAUUACCAAGGCGAAAUUAUUUUCUCACCAAGAUGGUCUUUAGCGCAAUAGUGGUGACAUCAGCUCUGAAAGGUGCUAUUGGUUUAGUAGGCACAGGUUUAUGGCUCGUACCAUUGUUAAUCGCGGGUCUCUCUUAUUAUCGUUAUGAUCAAUUGGAUCCUGAGAGUCGACCCAUCGACAAGCAUCCUCUCUAUUUCGAAUAUGAUUUCAUCGUGAUCGGAGGUGGUUCAGCUGGAGCGGUAAUUGCUAGUCGACUAUCGGAGAUACCAGACUGGAACGUAUUAUUGCUAGAAGCUGGUCCAGAUGAAAACGAGAUUACAGACGUGCCGUCUUUGGCUGCAUACUUGCAGUUGAGCAAGUUGGAUUGGAAGUACAAAACCGAAGCUACAGGUAAGGCUUGCUUGGCUAUGAAAGGCGGUCGUUGUAACUGGCCACGUGGUAGAGUUCUUGGAGGUAGCAGUGUCCUCAACUAUAUGCUAUACGUGCGAGGUAAUAAACAAGACUAUGAUCAUUGGGAGUCGUUAGGUAAUCCCGGCUGGGGAUACGAUCAAGUUCUGUAUUAUUUCAAAAAAUCGGAAGAUAAUCGGAAUCCAUACUUGCGGAAAAGUACUUAUCACGCGUCUGGCGGCUAUCUAACGGUACAGGAGUCACCAUGGAAAACGCCCUUGGUAGUCGCUUUUGUUCAAGCUGGAGUUGAAAUGGGAUACGAAAACAGAGAUAUAAAUGGCGAAAGACAGACAGGCUUUAUGAUAUCGCAAGGAAAUAUUCGCAGAGGAAGUAGAUGCUCUACUGCGAAGGCUUUCCUGCGGCCUGUACGAUUACGUAAAAACAUUCAUAUAGCUAUGAAUAGCCAUGUGACGAGAAUCGUGAUCGAUCCGUUGACCAUGAGAGCAACUGGCGUCGAAUUUGUCAGGAACGGUCGCAAGCAGAUAGUUAAAGCGCGCAAGGAGAUAAUAUUAUCAGCAGGUGCCAUAAACAGUCCUCAGAUCUUGAUGCUGUCGGGAAUCGGGCCGAAGGAGCAUCUACAGCACAUUGGUAUUCCUGUUAUCAAAGAUCUUCAGGUUGGGGACAACCUUCAGGAUCAUAUAGGAAUGGGCGGUUUAACAUUCUUGAUCGAUAAGCCGGUCGCCAUAGUUCAGGAUCGUUUUCCGGCAAUUCCAAUGAUGAUGCACUACGUGAUUAACGGCAGAGGUCCCAUGACGACUUUGGGUGGUGUUGAGGGUUACGCCUUUGUAAAUACAAAAUAUGCUAAUCACUCUAUUGAUUAUCCGGAUGUACAAUUCCACAUGGCGCCAGCCUCCAUUAAUUCCGACGCGGGAUUGCAAGUUCGAAAAGUUUUAGGACUAACAGAUGAAAUAUACAAUACCGUUUACAGGCCAAUCACGAAUCGGGACGCCUGGACCAUCAUGCCUCUUUUGUUGAGGCCCAAAUCUCGUGGUACUAUACGCUUAAAAAGCUCUAAUCCUUUUCACAAUCCUAUCAUCAACGCAAAUUAUUUUUCCGAUCCUAUGGACAUUACAAUCUUGGUGGAAGGUGCGAAGCUUGCAAUCAAAGUUAGCGAAGCGAAGGUUUUUAAACAAUUUGGCUCGAGACUUCAUCGCGUCAAACUACCAGGUUGUAGACAUCUCAAAUUUGGUACUGAUGCUUAUUGGGAAUGUCACAUUCGACACAUCUCUAUGACAAUCUACCAUCCUGUAGGCACCGCCAAAAUGGGACCGCCGACUGAUCCUACCGCCGUAGUAGAUCCAAGAUUGCGAGUUUAUGGUAUCACAGGUCUUCGAGUUAUUGACGCGUCUAUCAUGCCGACGAUAUGCAGCGGCAACACGAACGCUCCUGUCAUUAUGAUCGGCGAGAAAGGUGCCGAUCUCAUUAAACAAGAUUGGUCGGCUACAAUCGUUAGCAAUUAAUCGCGGAAGUAAAUGUGUGUUCCAAAAGUACUGAAAAAAGCAAUUUGAAUUCGAAAUACUAUAAUAACUUCACUUGCUCGUAGACGUUUCCAUUAUUUAGGCCUAUUGCGUAGAAGCAAUUGUUAUUUCGAAACAAAAUAAAAUAUAAAAAAAAUGUAAAGACUUCAGAAAUUUUAAACUAAAAUAUUUACGUAGCGAUAUGUUAUGUAGCGGUAUUAAUGAUCUAACCAAGUCGUAACCGGUAAUCGAGUCGUAACGGAUGUACCCAAAAGACUAAUAAUAAUACGUUUGAUCAACUAAUUCUAUACAUUUCUGUCGAUAAAUAAUAAUUUAUAAUUAUUCCAUAAGCAAUGUGCAAUAAAAGUUUGACGGUAUGUAAAUGACAUAAAAUAUACUAGAGUUUUAACUAAAUUAAAAAUUAUAAUUAGGAUUAUACAAAUUUUGUAUAUUUAACAAGUUAUUAAUAGCAGAGAUGCGCAAUAAUCCGAUCAUAUGUUAUCAUUAUAAUGUUAAAUGUGUAUAUCCGUUUAAUAACAAUAGAAUGAUUAUCGUGUAAAACACAAUACAAAAAAUUGAAGCAAAGAUAAAGAUCGAUAUAAUCAAUAAAAUAAAACUUAAUAAUAAACGAGGCCAGUUCAGAGUAAAGAGUCACAAGGUUGUACAUAAAAACGAUUAAGCGUGUGGUAUGUUUCUCAGGUACAGCAUCAUUAAAGUUUUCCGGUUUUCUUAUGUGCCAUAUGAGUCUGGCGUUUUCCAUUGAAUAAGUUAAAGGUUUUAUUACCUAAAUAAAACGCAUGUAUAUAUUAUGCAGGAAAAUAAUUAAUAAUUCUUCAUCGUAAUUCUUUGAGUGAGAUUAUAAUUUGCUACUUGUUACUUUGUUGUCUAAUAUACA
Solenopsis invicta (red fire ant) is the source of this 3831-nucleotide messenger RNA. Its product is annotated as glucose dehydrogenase [FAD, quinone]. The coding region runs from base 1065 to 2939 and encodes 624 amino acids. Gene Ontology annotation, molecular function: flavin adenine dinucleotide binding; oxidoreductase activity, acting on CH-OH group of donors. The transcript is spliced from 3 exons. NCBI's taxonomy places the organism in Eukaryota, Metazoa, Arthropoda, Insecta, Hymenoptera, Formicidae. The record is from RefSeq and is a predicted model, not a curated record.